Molecule: messenger RNA, 3880 nt
Organism: Nyctereutes procyonoides (raccoon dog)
Lineage: Eukaryota; Metazoa; Chordata; Mammalia; Carnivora; Canidae
Product: adhesion G protein-coupled receptor F4-like
Exons: 11
Coding region: 289-2370 (693 amino acids)
Biological process (GO): cell surface receptor signaling pathway; G protein-coupled receptor signaling pathway
Cellular component (GO): membrane
Molecular function (GO): G protein-coupled receptor activity
Source: RefSeq, a predicted model, not a curated record
CAAGCCUUGAAACCCCGGGCGGUUUUAGAGUUCUCAGAGAGGCUCCUCACAACAAGUGGCUGGUGUGCACCUGGGCCUCUUGGAUUUCCCUUUCAAAAAUGGGAGUAGAGGGAUCUCGGGCACUGAAGGGGGACCAUGGGCAGUGUGAGGGCAGGCACACGUGAUGGUGGGGUGCAUUGGCGGGAAGCUCGGUGCCAACUCUCCUUCUGGGCUGCCAGAUUUCCUGAAUGCGGCUCUUUAUGAAACAGCUCCUCCAUGGCAAGGGAAAACUGGUGAAGAUCCUAAUGUAUGAAAAUGAAGUCCCAAGCAACCAUGAUUUGCUGUUUAAUGUUAUUUCUGGCCACAGAAUGUUCUCACUAUAGAUCCAAGAUGCACAGAAAGGAUGGAGAUAAACCUCAACAUCCUGAAGGGAAACUCAAGACUGGAAGGAUACAAGAGAAAUGCCAUGAACCUUGCAUCACCACUUCCAACUGCAGCCAGCCCUGUGCUCAGCACUUUCGUGGAGAAAUAGGAUUUACAUGUCAUCAAAACAAGUGGCAAAAAUCAACUGAAACAUGUACAAGCCUUUCUGUGGAAACACUCUUUAAGGACUUCAAUAGUGCGUCACGCCUUUCCCUAGCAGCAUCAUCCAUACCUGUACAUGUACUUGAUUUUCGAGCUCCAGAGCCCAUGGAGAGUGUAGCCCAAGGAAUCCGCAGGAACUGUCCAGUUGACUAUGCCUGCAUACUCGAUGUUGUGAAGUCAUCAGAAGCCACAUCUGGAAACAUUGCAUUUAUAGUGGAGUUAUUAAGAAAUAUUUCUAUAGAUUUGUCUGAUAAUGUUACCCGAGAAAAAAUGAAGAGUUAUAGUGAAGUGGCCAACCACAUCCUUGACACAGCAGCCAUUUCAAAUUGGGCUUUCAUUCCAGACAAAAAUACCAGCUCAGAUUUGUUGCAGUCAGUGAAUCUGUUUGCAAGGCAACUCCACAUCCACAAUGAAUCUGAGAACAUUGCGGAUGAACUCUUCAUUCAGGCAAAAGGGCUUCUCAUCAACCACAAUACCUCAGAGAAAAAGUUCAAUUUCUCUGUGAGCAAGAACAAUACAACAGAGGGUAUCUUAGGAGUAAUAGAAAUUCCCAGACAAGAGCUGUGGAAGCUGCCACCAAAUGCAUCCCAAGCCAUCAGCAUAGCUUUUCCCACGUUGGGGGCCAUAUUGAAGGAAGUCCACUUACAAAAUGUGAGUCUUCCUAGACCUGUAAAUGGUCUCGUCCUUUCAGUGAUUUUACCAGAAGAAUUGAAGCAAGUCUUAUUCACCUUUGAGAAGAUCAACAAGUCCCGGAAUGCCAGGGCCCAGUGUGUUGGCUGGCACUCCAGGAAAAGGAGGUGGGACGAGAAUGCAUGUGAAACCACAUUGGAGAUCAUGAACAAAGUGAAAUGUUUGUGUAACUACACCAACAUGGUGAUGUCCUUUUCAAUUCUAAUGUCCCCCAAAUCUAUAGAAAACAAAGUCCUUGACUACAUCACCUGCAUUGGGCUCAGCAUCUCCAUCUUUAGCCUGAUUCUUUGCCUGAUCAUUGAAGCCAUGGUGUGGUCCCGGGUGGUUGUGACAGAGAUAUCAUACAUGCGUCAUGUGUGCAUCGUGAACAUAGCUGUGUCACUCCUGAUUGCUAAUGUGUGGUUCAUCAUAAACUCUAACUUUCACAAAAAGGUCCAGGACUCCAACUGGUGUGUUGCACUGACAUUUUUCAGCCACUUUUUCUACCUCUCUCUGUUUUUCUGGAUGUUCUUCAAAGCACUGCUCAUCAUCUAUGGGAUAUUGGUUGUUUUCCGUAGGAUGAUGAAGUCCCGCAUGAUGGCCAUUGGCUUUGCCAUUGGCUAUGGGUGCCCCUUGAUCAUUGCUGGCACCACAGUUGCUGUCACAGUGCCAGAGAAAGGCUACAUGAGACCUGAUGCUUGUUGGCUUAACUGGGACAAUACCAAAGCCCUUUUAGCAUUUGCCAUCCCAGCCUUGGUCAUUGUGGCUGUGAAUCUUGUGGUGGUUUUGGUUGUUGCUGUCAAUACUCAGAGGCCCUCUAUUGGAAGUUCCAAGUCUCAGGAUCUGGCCAUAAUUAUGAGGAUCAGCAAAAAUGUUGCCAUCCUCACCCCGUUGUUGGGACUGACCUGGGGUUUUGGAAUAGCUACACUUAUAGAAGACACUUCCUUGAUAUUCCAUAUAAUCUUUGCCCUCCUCAAUGCUUUUCAGGGGUUCUUUAUCCUGCUGUUUGGAACCAUUAUGGACCGCAAGAUAAGAGAUGCUCUGAGGAUGAGGAUGUCUUCACUGAAGGGAAGAUCAAGGGCCGCAGAGAAUGCAUCAUUAAGCCCAACCAAUGGAUCUAAAUUAAUGAAUCGUUGAAGAUGAGAUAGUCAGGGCCCAGUAUUGAGCAAUGGGGCAAAGCCAAGAGUUGAAACAGUGGAAUCACAGACAUUCUGAGUUGGUGGACCUCUUAAGGGACCUGCUACGUUACAGAUCCUACAAACCUCAUGUUGUGCUGCUAUGGGACAUUGGCUCAUGGUCCCCGGGAGAGAAAGAGGGGUUUGUCAUACAUGCUGUCAGGCAUUGUGUGGGGUGCUGGGAAAACACCAGCAUAUUAUCCUUAAUUAAUUAUCUUCACAUUUGGGUUUUUAUGUCAGUAAUUUAAAAGUGGGGAGGAGAGAUAUCAUAGUCUUUUAAAAAGGGGAACUCUCCCACCUCUCCUCAUUUCCUAGUCCACAGAGCUCCUCCACAGUGGAACAUCACUAUAACAUUUCUUGAUUCGUCACUACUCAAGAGGUAAUUCAAAUGACCUGUGAAAGGUCAGCUUUCACAGUUGACCUUUCCAUUAAGUUCAGAUUUGACCUAUUUUAGGAAGUUUGUUAGACUGUUUCAGGUAGAGGAGGAUCUGCCUCCUGGGGAUACUAAAUCUAUGCCUUCUAAAGGAGAGAGGCUGGUUGAAGUCUAAUCUCCAGCGAGCUGAGUGGACCAGGUUGGCUGUAGUAAAAAUUGGAUAAAACCAAUAGAACUCAGGAUCUGGACCGAUCUCCUACCUGGAAUUAGGGAGGUGCACAAAGCUUCCACGACAGGGUGGGAGAAAGUGUAGGGAGGAGGUGGAGAUGUACUAACAACUCCCCAAAAAUAAUCCUCACCACAUGAUUCUUCAACUCUUGUUUUUGAACCUGUGAGGUAGGGGAUGAACUGAAGAUUGCAUUUUCUCAUUGUAUCCUUCAUAGGUGGCCAAGUGCCUAUCGAAUUCUCUCAGUACUUGGAGCUGUGCUUUUUACAUGCGGACACACAUGGAACCAGAAGGAUUAGAAACAGCAGCUGACACUGGUGCAGACCGUUUUAGGGGUGCAACGAGUUAGACAUCAGGGAUAGGAAAUUCACUAUAAGUGAAUGGAGACCUAGGAGCACAAGAGGGGUUUCAGCAGGAUGGGGGUGGGGGGGCGGUGCUCCAUCCAUGGGUUAAGGUCAGAAUUAUGGAACAUAAUUAACAUGUUCAGCAACAUAGGGGAUGGGGGAGGUUUGGUAAGUGCAGGGCAGGUUGCAGCCCAAGGCAGGGCUAAACCACAAGGAAAAGGCAGUAUUUCAAACUUUAAAUCAGGGUACAAAAUUGAAGACUGCCAGAGUCUGAGGAAAUACGCAGAAUUCCAUUGGUGAGACAGGGGCCAGGAGUUCCGAAUUGGACUCUUAGGACUUGUGACCUUGAGCGUGGGUGGAAGCUAUCCCAGUGACCUAUCCCAGUCUAUAUCCCAGUGGUCUAUCCCAGUGACCUCAGGUUUGAUGGCUCUUAGAAACGAGGUCAGGAAAGGUUUGUUAGGAGGUCUGGAGAUCAGGGAAGGACUGCAGAGGUGUGUGAAUCCCAUUCUGGAGGCAGAGAAGAGAGAGA